Knipowitschia caucasica is the source of this 594-nucleotide messenger RNA. Lineage: Eukaryota; Metazoa; Chordata; Actinopteri; Gobiiformes; Gobiidae. The record is from the annotation of a GenBank genome assembly.
AUGCCUGCUGGCGAGAAACACCAGCCUCGCACCAUGAAUGCUACGCGCAGAGAACUCCCACCUUCAGCGAAACAGCACGCAGAGCUGCACAGCACCAAGGUGCUGAAGCAUGAGCGUGCCACUCUCACUCUGUACCAGGCAAAGAGGAAGAAGUUUCUCCAUCCUGAGUACUCUCCACCAGACGGUUGGUGUAGACUCGCUGGACCAGAUGGCUCGCGCCUCUAUUCAACAAAAGGUGCGACAAGGAGGUGGCCCGUGGCAGUUUUCUGCAACAUCCUGGAUUUGGCUGCAAUAAACGCCUGGGUCCUAUACAGGCAGUGCACAGGGGCAAACAUUGCGAGGCACGCCUUCAUCCUCGAGCUGGCCAAAGAGCUGCGCAGGGAGCACAUGCAAGCAAAAGCCGCCCCCCCUGCACCAGUGCAGAGACCGCUUCCCCCGCUUCCCCACCCACAGGUGCCAGAGAGGAGACGACAGUGCCAGAUCAAUGCCCACUGCAAGCAGAAUAAAACCACCGUGGUCUCCAGUGGGUGCAAGCGGCCUGUAUGUGGCAAAUGUGUGGUCCAAUUAGAACCUUGUUGCCUGAAGUGUGUGUAG